AUGAAGAAAUCUAAAUAGUUUAUAUCUGUAAGUACUGAUAGCUCUAUUAUAAUAUGGAAUUAUAAUUCAAAUCAUUUAUGGAGUUUAUAAUAAAUAUUAAAUGGGCAUAGUCUUAUUCUCUAGUGUUUAGUAAUAAAUAUUAUUGAAGAUAUAAUUAUAAAUGGAAGCAGCGAUACAACUAUUAAAUUUUGUAAGAAAAAGAAGGAAUGGUUGCGGUAUUAAACAAUUACUGAUCAUUCUAAAUCUGUAUUUGGAUUAAGUUUAAAUUAAUAAUAAAAUAGAGUUGUAUCAUGUGGAGAAGAUAAAUAUAUAUUAAUAAUUGAACAAUAAGGAUAUAAUCAGAAAUGGGAAGUUAUAAAAGAUAUCAAUUAAAAAGAAUGGAUAUAGAAUAUGCUUUAUUGA
Molecule: messenger RNA, 402 nt
Organism: Paramecium sonneborni
Lineage: Eukaryota; Ciliophora; Oligohymenophorea; Peniculida; Parameciidae
Source: the annotation of a GenBank genome assembly